AUGCUACCAUACUCCCCCCUUUUUGUAGUCUUGAUCUGUCACGUGGAACAUUGAGCCAAGACGAUGAGCAGCAAACAUGCCGCCACAGUCUUGGGUCCCAAACCCACAAAGGCUUGCGUCAAUUGUCGCCGGCAGAAGAUGAAAUGUGAGGUUGAUCCGGACCGAAGCGCUUCAUGCCGAAGAUGUCGAUUGAACAACACGCCAUGCAUAUUCAAACCUCGGGCGAAUGCCGCUGUUGUUCAAGAACCUUCUAGCCCUCGGCCGACAUCCGAGAGUUCUGGGAGGCGGAUUGCUGCCCAGCCAUCACUCGAUCCUCAAACCGUGCUCAGCAGAUUAGAGAAAAUCGAAGCUCUACUCGGUAUUGCUUCACCUGGGCAGCAACAUGUUGACGAUGACGUUACCCUUCGCUCUGCUGAAGUGGACUCUCCUUUUCAUGGAGUUUGGACAGCUGCAACAUACCUGAAAGAGGCAACGAGGCCUCCUCAACCCUCCAAUAUAUGGGAACGUGGGGUAAUCCAACAGCUCUGGCUUUCGUUUCACAAAAAUAUGCCGGGUCUUCACUUCCUAUCAAAGAAGAAAACAUCGUCCACCCCCACGCCCCUUCUCCUUGCAGCUAUACUCUACGUUUCUGCUCUCCAUCACUCCUCGCCCGAGUUUGCGGCCCUCGCGCCUGCCUACUUUGUUGCUACCUGCAACGCAAUUUCGGAGUUGGCAGUCCCAGUUCAAGCAGCUCAACGGACUGAGUCGGGCACCAUCAUCACCGAGAAUGCAAAGCUGAGCGAGGAGCAGAAAGCUUUCCAAAAUGUUCUCGGUCUGAUCCUUGCUGGGCUGAUCUCAGAAGCUUUUAUUGAGACCACGGGGCUCUGGAUAUCGAUGGGAUACCGCCUCACACUUGAUUUCUGUCCAGUUCACAUCGAUGAGAGAUCUCAUGAAUGGCAAGGACUGUUUUCUGGGCUGCAAAUCAUUGACCUCGAGCAUGCUUCCCUCCAUAUGUCAUGUCCAAUUGUGCCCAAAGAAGCGCCCCUCCCUUCCCUGCGGCAGCUGCAGACCUCCGCAAAAGAUCCCUUUUACAGUCUCACGCAGAUGAUGCACUUCGGACUAAGCCAUUUCACGGGGCGUGGCCUCCCCACCAUCUGGGCGUUCAUCUCCUCGAAUCAAGUUCCAACCUCUCCUCGGCCACCUUCCGUCUUCACCGAAGCAGACGGGAAAGUAAUCCGGGAAUGGGCAAGACAGCUGGAUGAUUGGCUUGUAUUAUGGAACAAGCCCAAUGACCCUGAACACGACAGUCUGAUGAUCUUUCGGCAAUACAGCCUCCACCGACUAUUCGUCCUUUCAAUCUACCACCCCGCUCGAGGCUUCGACCUCUUUUCCAACAAUGUAGCUUCGAUGGAGCGUCAUGAACUCCUGGUCUCUGCCCGAGCAACAUUGAAACUUCAAAACGAAGACAAGGGAAUCUGGUCAAAUUGGGAUCUUGUAUUAACAGAACAGAUGAUAACCUGGGCCGCUCUUCUCGUCUUGCAAGGAGUCGAAGGUGGCAUCUCCGAGCCAGACGAUUUCAUCCAAAUCCAAUCUCAUCUAAACAUGCUAACCCUAACCCACCAACCCUCUCCCUCCCUCCGUCACCGACUGGCCUCCCGUCUCGAAUCCGCAUUGCAAAACAUGCAUACGCCUCGUCCAGCACCAGACCCAGAUCCAAUGCUCGGCAUCAAUGCUGAGAGCUUCGACAACGAGUGGGCGAUCUUUGAUCGUGAGAGUCUAGGCUUUGCCAACCAGACUCAACUCCACUCGGUGAAUCCCGUUCAUCAACAGGGUGAGAGAAGUGAAGGUUCGAGAGUGAACCCGAUGGGUGGGAUGCAGAGUGUCUUCGAUUCGAGAGAGACAGGGAGUGGAGCUGGGUAUAUGGUGGAUGACGAUGCUGAUGAUGGUGGCUGGUUGUCUACAGAACAGUACAGUGAUGCAUGGCAGUCGACUCUCUUCCGCUUGUUUGGGAACACGGAAUUUCCUAUGGCGGAUAAUGGACUUGUAUAGCCUUUCGAGGGGUCUUUGGAAGCGAUGGUCAUUGCUCAGCUGAGAUGUUGUACGUUGUGUAUAAAGAGGUGUAUUUCUAAUAUCUAUGAUUGUUCUAGCAUUAUUGGACUUUCUCAACAAGGAUCUCGCUCAAUGUACACCUUUAUCCUCCACAAUUCUAUCUAGACUCGAAC
This is a messenger RNA of Hyaloscypha bicolor E, 2201 nucleotides long. RefSeq lists its product as uncharacterized. The record is from RefSeq and is a predicted model, not a curated record. Gene Ontology annotation, biological process: regulation of DNA-templated transcription. Gene Ontology annotation, molecular function: DNA-binding transcription factor activity, RNA polymerase II-specific; zinc ion binding. NCBI's taxonomy places the organism in Eukaryota, Fungi, Ascomycota, Leotiomycetes, Helotiales, Hyaloscyphaceae. The transcript is spliced from 9 exons. Bases 64 to 2028 code for a protein of 654 amino acids.